AUGGGUCUGGUAGAGGGCUACGAUUCUGAAAGUUCCGAUGCUUCUAAUUAUGAUGGUCAUGAAGAGGUAGGUCAACUGCAACAUUUACAUAAUGAUGCUAAUUCUCAAACUACAAGCAAGAAUAAUGAUACUAGUAGAGACUCUGAUAAUGUAGUUAUAACUGAAUUAGAUCACACUAAGAGGCGUUUAAAAUAUUCCAAGUCAGAGUUAAGAUCAUUUAGAAAGAAACGGAAGAGUGAUAGUCCCUGGGGGAAGUGGUCAGAAAGUGAAAGUAUCAAUAGUGAGAGUGAUUUAGAGGUUAAUACAGAUUUAAAUGAAUACCAGGAUGAAUCUCAGUUCAAGACUCUGGAAAAAGAUGUUGCAGAAAAGUCCACUUUCCAUGGGGAAUCAGAAAAGGAUUACAAAGGUCGUUCAUUUACAUAUCCGCCUAUUGAUGUCGAAUGUGACCUCCAAAAGCCAGCAUUAUCAUUCAAGUGCUACUUGCCAAAGAAAGAGAUAUAUGUGUAUCAAGGACACCGCCAUGGUACUACAAGCUUAGAAUUUUUCCCCAAAACUGGGCAUCUAUUUGUUUCAGGCGGUAAUGACAAUGUAAUUAGGAUAUGGGAUUUCUAUCAUAAACGAGAACUAUUAAGGGAUUAUAUUGGACAUUCAAAGGCCAUUAAAACUACAAAUUUUAAUGAUGAUGGGAAAAUGUUUAUAAGCUCCUCGUUUGAUAAAUAUGUUAAAAUCUGGGAUACAGAAACAGGAAAAGUAAGAAGUAAACUUAGAUUGAACAGCACGCCAAAUGAUGUCAAAUUUCGACCAUUAAAUCCAAAUGAAUAUAUAGUUGGUCUGUCUAAUUCUCAGAUAAAACAUUACGACACUAGAGUGUCGGAAAAGCAAGGUUUGAUUCAGGUAUAUGACCAUCACCAGAGUAGCAUUUUAAAUUUAAGAUACUUUCCAGAUGGUACAAAAUUCAUCUCAUCUUCUGAAGAUAAAUCGGUAAGAAUAUGGGAGAACCAAAUUAACAUUCCCAUUAAACAAAUUAGUGAUACUGCACAACAUUCUAUGCCAUUUAUAAAUAUCCAUCCACAAGGACAUUAUUUUUCAACACAGAGUAUGGAUAAUACUAUAUAUUCAUUUGGGAUGAAACCUAAAUAUAAAAGAUAUCCUAAAAAAACGUUUAAAGGUCAUACGUCUUCUGGUUUUGGUAUUGAACUUGCAUUUUCUCCAGAUGGGAAGUAUAUUUGUUCUGGUGAUGCUAAUAGUCGGUUAUUUAUUUGGGAUUGGGUUACUACGAGAUUGUUGAGAACAUUUGAAGUUCCUGGAAAAAAACCAGUAACACAAGUAGCAUGGAAUCCUCAAGAAACAAGUAAAGUAAUCUGUUCUGGUCAAACUGGUGAAAUUUAUUUGUAUGACUGA
This is a messenger RNA of Vanderwaltozyma polyspora DSM 70294, 1401 nucleotides long. RefSeq names its product Cdc40p (gene CDC40). Lineage: Eukaryota; Fungi; Ascomycota; Saccharomycetes; Saccharomycetales; Saccharomycetaceae. The transcript has a single exon. Gene Ontology annotation, cellular component: catalytic step 2 spliceosome. Gene Ontology annotation, molecular function: mRNA binding; protein binding. The coding region runs from base 1 to 1401 and encodes 466 amino acids. The record is from RefSeq and is a predicted model, not a curated record. Gene Ontology annotation, biological process: mRNA splicing, via spliceosome.